UUAAGUACUUGCAAGACCAAAUGUAUAUUUAACAUAAAUUAAGUAAAGUAACGUAGUACACAAAAACAGAAUUACGAUGUGCAGCUGAUGGGAAAAAACCUACCACUCUUAAAUUAGUGCGUGGGAAAAAUCGAUCCACAAACUGUUUGCAAAGAACAUGAAAAAUGUUGGCUUAACCGAUAAACUAUGACAAAAACAAGUUCACUGUGAUACAUUUUUGCAGUACAAAUUAGUUAACAACAAAACACUUAGUAUAGUUCAAAAGAACCAACUUUCAACUAUACACCUAUUUUUCGAGUGCAAUAAUAAAAUUUUCGCCAAGAUUCUCAACUAACUCAUCUCGAAACAUUCCUGCGCAACAUAAAACAACAAAAUGGCUGUAAAAACGUACUAGGCCAGCCCUCACAAUGUCUGUCCCUGUACGCUACUCUGCUGCCGCCGAAUACGCCGUCGUUGAUAGUGGUUUGGAUAAUACUCUAACCCAAGAAGAGCAAUACCACCAACAACAACAGCAACUGCACCUGCACCAGCAACAGCUCGAGCACCAGCAACUGCAAUACGCGCAAUACCAACAGCAGCAACAGCAGGAGGAAGAGGAGGCUCUAUUGUAUUGCCAAUUGCAGCAACAGCUGGAGGCAGAGCAGCAGGCGCUGGCGUUGCGGCAGCAGCAGGAGCAGUUGAUGCAGCAGCGGUCAUCGAUGUUGAUGUCCUCAACGGUUAUGCCAUCACUUGAUUUGCCCCACAACAACAACCACAACAUCACCAACAACAAUAGCAACCACAACAUCAACAACAACAACAUGGAUGCAGUUAGCAUCAAUGCAAUCCUGGUCGAUGAUGAACAACCAUCCACAUCGGCUCAGGCAGCGGCGGCUAUUUUGAGGGGCGAAUCAAUUAAUGGUGAUGGCAUGAACUUGGUGGAUCAUAAUACAGAGAUGCCAACUGAUUGGAUGAGGAUUGCGGACGAGGGCCGGUAUGGGACACCGGGUGCUGCUGGCUUGGAAUAUCAGAAGUACGAACAACAACAACAGCAAACACUGGAAACAGAAGCAGCAGCUGGACAAGGAGCUGGAGCUGGAGCAGGAGCUGGAGCAGCAGAGCCCACAGCGCUCAAAAUCCUAGAGGAUCAAUUACAUGCGCUCAGUUCGGAUGAGCUGUACGAGACCCUGAAGGAGUACGAUGCACUGCAGGAUAAAUACCAUACAGUACUGUUGCUUCCCAAGGAGUCGAGGCGUGAGGUGACUGCCGGCGGACGUGAUGGAUCGGCGUAUGUGCUGCGUUGUCUGAAGAUGUGGUACGAGCUGCCAUCGGAUGUGCUGUUCUCGGCGAUGAGCCUGGUGGAUCGUUUUCUCGAUCGCAUGGCUGUUAAGCCUAAGCAUAUGGCCUGCAUGAGCGUUGCCUCCUUCCAUUUGGCCAUUAAGCAGCUGGACUUGAAGCCCAUACCAGCCGAAGAUUUGGUUACAAUAUCUCAGUGUGGUUGUACCGCUGGCGAUCUGGAACGCAUGGCCGGCGUCAUUGCCAACAAACUGGGCGUACAGAUGGGGCAUGCCCCGAUCACAUCCGUUAGCUACCUGCGCAUCUAUUACGCACUCUUCCGCAAUUUGGCUAAGCAAAUUGGUGGGGAUUUCUUUAAGUUCUAUCAGCAACUCAUUAAAUUGGAGGAACUGGAGAAUCGCUUGGAGAUCUUACUGUGCGAUGUCAAGACGACCGUGAUAACGCCAGCGACAUUGGCUCUAGUGCUCAUCUGCCUGCAUCUGGAUUUCCACAUUAAGGAGUCGUACACACGCGGCAGUCCCGAACUGAAGCAUGUCUUUGAGUACAUACUCUAUCUGCAGGAGUACAUGAGGAUACCCGAUCGCGUUUUUACCUGCGGCUUUAGCAUUGUCUCGGGCAUUCUGUCCCAUUACAAUGGACAGAAUAAGGCGCCCUACAAGCAGCGGCUUGUCUGGAAAUUAUCCAGUCGCACGCUGCGCGUCCUGCGCCCGAUCAAUCGUUUCUCAUCCGAUUUGCCCACCAUUGAGGAGGGCAUAUCGAAUGCUCUAGACGAUGGCCUGCGUUCAAGAACCGAGAGUAUUAGCUCCGAGGAGGAGGAGGACUGGCCAACUUCACCCAUUAUUCCAAUUUUCGAACAAUGUUAGUAGCAUCUACUCACCCCCAGCAGCAGCAGCAAAUUUGAGCAGCAACGAAGCAAACAGCAAACAGCACCCAAAAGUCAAGAAACAACGGACAAGUUUUGGGUAGCCGGAUCGAAGCAGGUGCAGCA
This is a messenger RNA of Drosophila navojoa, 2263 nucleotides long. It is a transcript of the gene CycG, whose product is annotated as cyclin G. Lineage: Eukaryota; Metazoa; Arthropoda; Insecta; Diptera; Drosophilidae. The record is from RefSeq and is a predicted model, not a curated record.